ACCCCACCCCUUCUCUGCCCUCACUCUCUGCCCCUAGAUUCUCUCUCUCCUUUUUUUUAUUUUUUUUAUUUUUUUGUAUAUACGUAUUGUAUUUGUAUAUUUUGAGCUUUUUAUUGAAACAAUUGAUUUUGGGUAUCCUCAAUUUUAGGACUUUUUAUUUUUUUUGUAAUUUUUAUUUUGGCUUUGGUUUUAGCAAUAAGACGGAUUUGAAUGAUUAAUUUUCAUUUUAUUAUUUAUAUAUUUUUCCCUCUCUUCUUCUUCGAAGCAAAUUAACAUAGCUCCAGAAGGAUAGAUAAAGAUGAUCGGUUACGAGAAUGAAUUGGUAAAUAGGUAAAAUUUCCUUCUGGGAUUCCUGUUGCGUAUUAAUCUUAUAACCCCAUUUGAGUAUAACCUAAGCAAGAAACAAAGUAAAACGAAUUGAAGAAUAUUGGAAUUUGUUUCGAUGCGAUUUGAUCUGAUAUAGCUGUGUGAAUUGAAGAAUCUUUAUAAUGUUAUUUAUUGGGUUGGAACUUGUGGUUUAAUAGUUGGGUUCUUGGUGUUGGCUUUUUUGUGUGUGCAAAGAUAGAUGGGAAGGGGAGGGAGGGUUAAUUGUGAGAGAAAUUUUAAGAAUAGGGAUAGGUCUAAAGAUAAGGGUUCUGAUGAUUCAGAUGAGGAUUAUGUGGCUGAAGUUGAGGAAAAUGCAUCUGAUGAUUAUUCAGAGGAUUUGGGGAAUUCUUUAGAUGAGUAUGCAUCAGAGGAGAGUUUUGGCAGUUAUGUCGAAGAGGAAGAAGAGGAAGAGGAAGAGGAAUUUAGGGAAGUUGUUAGAUCAAAAAAUAACAAGGGUUCUAAAGCAAAUGGGAAAACUGGGGGUAAAACUUCGCGGAAAAGGAAAAGGGUAUCUUAUGAAGAGGAAGAAGAUGAGGAUUAUGUUAAUGGUGAUGAUGAUGAUGACGAUGACGAUGAUGAAUUCUCUCCAGAUGAUGAAGAUGAUGAUUUUCUGGAUGAGGAUGAAGAAUUAACAGAAAAAAAGAAGAGUAAUUACAUGAAAGUAGGCAAAAGGAGCAUGCAGAAAAGGGGCUCUAGAAGAGGUAGAAAAAAGAGGAGGAAAACAAAGAUUUCAAAGAAGCCUUCAGUUAAGAAAGGAAGAAAAACCCGUAGAUUGAGAAAGAAAGAAAGGUGUGAGUAUGAUGAUGAAGAUGAUGGUGAUUUUAUGGAUGAGAAUACGGUCGUACGAGAAAAUAGCAGGAAAAAUUCAGGUGUGAGGAGGAGGAGAUAUGCUGUAUAUUCAGAUUCAGAUUUUGUUUCUUCUGGAUCAUCUGAUUAUGAUUUUACCAUCUCAGAGGAAGAGAGAGAACAGAUGAGAGAAGCUAGUGAUUUGUUUGGAGAAGUAAAGACUGGUUUGAGGAGCUUAUCUUCUGUAAAGAAAAUUCAGGAGAAUGGGGAUAUAUUCCAACAUGGAAAACCCAUGGCAAGAAAAGGUAAGGAGAAGGUAAAGGAAGAGAAAUCCGAGGUGGGAAAGCAGGUGUGUGGAAUAUGCCUAUCAGAAGAGGAUAAAAGAAGAUUGAGGGGAACACUGAAUUGCUGCAGUCACUAUUUCUGCUUCACUUGCAUCAUGGAGUGGUCAAAAGUGGAGUCACGUUGCCCUCUGUGCAAGCAGAGGUUUAAUACAAUAACCAAGAAUGGAAGAGCAGCUGUGGGAGUGGAUCUUAGAAAUGUGGUGAUACAAGUUCCCAAGCGCGAUCAGGUCUAUCAACCAUCAGAGGAAGAAAUCCGGAGCUUUAUUGAUCCAUAUGAAAAUGUGAUUUGUACAGAAUGCCAUGAAGGUGGGGAUGAUGGCCUCAUGUUACUAUGCGAUCUCUGUGAUUCACCCGCACAUACCUACUGUGUUGGUCUUGGGCGGCAGGUACCUGAAGGCAAUUGGUAUUGUGAUGGCUGUCGUCCUGUUGCUCUUGGAUCCUCGAGCUCCCUACCUCAGGAUACUUUGCCUGAUCAAAGGACAGCAAACAACAUGUUUAAUAGACCAUCUCCUGUUGUGAAUAAUGGUGAAGGCAUAGACCUGACUUUAGAGCCUUCACCUCGGCUAGCAUUCGCUCAAGGAUUUGGGAAUUUGUCUUCUCCCAGAUUUCCUAUAGGCGAUGUACAGGCAGCUUCUCCAGUAUCUGGAGGAGGGGCACCAACUCUAUCAGUGAGACGCCAGAUACACCGUCAUAUACAAAAUAUCCUUUCCAUGAGCAGAAUGAAUAAUAUGGCUAACAGAACUGAUGGUGUUUCAGCUGCCAACUUUCAUAGUGAUGUUCCCAACUCUCUAGUUGAUCCAUGUAGGGAAACCACUGUUCAAAAUUCAAGGACACAAGAAAUGGGGGCAUCACAGAGUACAUUCCUUGAUGUGAGAUUACAAACUAAUGAUCAUCCCUCUUCGUCAGUGCAAAAUAGAGAUCCUUUUUCUUUGAGACCAAAUCAAUUGAGAACUCAAGUAGUUCAGGAUCCAACUAUUUUAAGUACCGACAGGUCUAUCAAUUUGACAUUAUGGCCUGAGCUCACGGGGAUCAACUCUAUAUCUGGCCAUCAGCAAUUCGAUCAAUGCAACAGCAGACCAGGCAUUGCAUGUGAAGUUAAUUUAUCACCUCACAGACUUAGAGAAGAGAGUCAAUUCUACGUGGUAAAGGAACAAUUGCAAUCAAUAGUUAAAAGCCACUUGAAAAACUUGUCUCAAGACAUUGAAUUAGGCCACGAUACUUUUAAAGAUAUUGCAAGGAGUUCUACUCAUACCAUCUUAGCUGCUUGUGGCCUUGAGCACAAGAGGAGCGAAGUUCACUCUGUGCCACCGCCAUCAAUCUGCAUCCAUGGUGAUAGAUUGAUUGCUGGACAGACAAGUAUAAUGAAAGAUUUUUGCUCAUCUUGUUUUGAUUCAUUUGCACGUGACGUAGUGAAGAGAAUCAUGGAUACAAGACUGCCUCAGUGGUUAAGUUUAGGUCUUUAGUCUUUGACACACGGAGUGUUUUCUUUUGCACUCUCUUUUUUGUUAGGAGUUAGACAAACAUUUAUGGUUAACUUGUUUAUAGGCAUAAUUGACUGACAUUGAGAGCUUUGAAAGGCUCUAUUCUUAUUUGAUGACGAUACUCAUUUUUAAGAUUGAAGUCAUAAUAAUGUUGUUAUUA
Jatropha curcas is the source of this 3137-nucleotide messenger RNA. RefSeq names its product RING/U-box protein. Lineage: Eukaryota; Viridiplantae; Streptophyta; Magnoliopsida; Malpighiales; Euphorbiaceae. The record is from RefSeq and is a predicted model, not a curated record.